Molecule: messenger RNA, 1989 nt
Organism: Morchella sextelata
Lineage: Eukaryota; Fungi; Ascomycota; Pezizomycetes; Pezizales; Morchellaceae
Exons: 1
Coding region: 1-1989 (662 amino acids)
Source: RefSeq, a predicted model, not a curated record
AUGUACCUACAUGGGCGCGACGACGUUCAGCAACAUGGCUUUGAAUAUGUACAACGUGAUCCUUACAUUACUGGUGGCAAUGCAUACAGCGCGCCUUCAGCGACCGACUUGGUCUCAGCUAUUUCCUCUGGGAUAGCAGCCCUUGCAGCCUUGAUCACACUCCUCACGGUAUGGGCUGCAGCUAUUCAGAUAAUCCAACGGCGUGAACUUUAUCGUUUGGGCACUUCGAAGAAAUCCCUCGGCCCAUGGAAAGAAAAGGUUGUGGCGCAGUCAUUCUCAAAAAUGAUGCAAACUAAAAUCACAACACCGACCAUUAGCUUGCCAAAAUUGGUAAAAAGCAACUGGAACCCCCAGGGGAUCGUUCUACAUACUCAUAAGUUUGGUCCAAGGAACCUCGCCGACGAUGAGCAGCCAGUGGAAGCGAGUUGGGUCAACUUUCUCGAUGUACUAACGAUUAAUCCCGCUGAAUCCAGCUUGUAUACGAUGCAAGCUGAGCCCGAGUUGGUGAACGGCAUUGUUCCGAUGCGCUGGAAGGGAAGUGAUCUGGUGGCAAUCUGUUCGAUGCUCUGUUUUCAAUCGGUGCUCGAACAGGAAAAGGAUGCACUUAUCCACUUCAAACCAAUGGCACUCCCCAGUCAAUGGCACGGACCAUUGGGCUGGAUACAGUUCAGGGCCAGUUCUGAUGGUUGCAUUGCUGAGUACCGGAAGAGAACCCCAGCCUUCAAAGACAUGUUGACUCCAGAAUUACAUCAGUAUUAUAGCAAUUCCAAGUUCCGAUCCCGACAUGUCUGCCUUAAAACGAGAGCUUGGAAUUCGAUCAACGGUUGGUAUCUUCCCAAUGACAAACCCCUCUAUAUAGGAGGCAGCUCGGAUUCUCGGCUCGACAACAAAAAUUCGGAUAAAAAGAAAACCUCAACAGAUAAGAUAUGUGAUCAAGUCAUGGAAGGAGGUCUGGACGAUAAUGAAAUUCGGAGGCUGCUAUGGGGAAAGAAGAAGAAUCACCCUGACGCUAUACGUACCGCAGCGCCCCCGGAGUCUCAAGGAAAGAAGUCGUCAUUGUUCUCCAAGCAGCUCGAUGAAUUUCUUGGUCUGAAGAGCAAUUCUGCCAAGGGGAAGUUAGAGGUACUGACACCGUGUCCCGGGCUGCUAUCCAAAGUUGUGCAGGGAGAAUUGAUAAUCAGCCGAGGGCUGAACCCCAACGAUUGCCGUGAACUUCAUCGCACAUAUGUUGAUCCGGACGACUGGGAUAGAGAGGCCUAUCCAUACAAAAUUGGCGAUUUCCGUAUGGCCGAGGCAGAGCUAAUAGUCUUGAAAGAGGCCUAUCUGCAACUGAAGCCCGAUGGCUUCUACUGGUCGCCGUCGAAAUGCCUCAGAAGCGACACCUAUGAGCUUAUGAAGCACAUUGAUCCUCUCUCGGACGAUCGGGCAUGUACGCACGUGAUUUCGGAAGAGGUCCGCCAGCAAUGGAAGGAUUACAUCGGAACACAAUCCAGCGGCUCUCCCAUUGCUCAAUUAUACUACGCCAUGCUUCUUUGCGACAAUCUCCAAAACAUCAAAGUUAGCACUGUCGCACGUUAUACCAUUGCAGAUAUGGGCCUCAUCUCCAAGGCUUCCGUGUCACUUCGUGGAAUUGUCGGCAACCGUGCUCAAGAUCUCAUCUGGGCAAUGAUAGCGUCUCCCGAACUUGUUUCCGAUUUGUUUCCUCUCUUCAAGACACUACAGGCGGAAGAUGUCUGUAAUGCUACCGUGAAAUGUCAAGAUGGUACUCUUGAUUGCAUGCUCCUGAUGAAGCUUCCGGAUUCACCACAUGGUAGUGCCCGGGAGGCCAAAUACAAAGUACCCCUACUGAAAGAUGGAGAAUUCUCCGGCAUUCAGUUACUCGCAGCAUUUUUCGACGUUUUUGUCACAUAUUUCUGGAUCGAAGAAUCAGUCAUCACCAAUGUCGCAUUAUACGAUGCGACAAUACCAAACAGUAUUACGAUGUGUUAG